Varanus komodoensis (Komodo dragon) is the source of this 1053-nucleotide messenger RNA. Its product is annotated as linker for activation of T-cells family member 2-like. Gene Ontology annotation, biological process: B cell activation; calcium-mediated signaling; B cell receptor signaling pathway. The transcript has 13 exons. The coding region runs from base 122 to 748 and encodes 208 amino acids. NCBI's taxonomy places the organism in Eukaryota, Metazoa, Chordata, Lepidosauria, Squamata, Varanidae. The record is from RefSeq and is a predicted model, not a curated record. Gene Ontology annotation, cellular component: plasma membrane.
ACAGUCGGGCUUGCUGCUGCUGCACACCAGCAGCGAUGGCUGGAGUGGAAAGCAUCAGACACGCUUGCAGCUCAGGACGCCUCUAAAUUCAGAAGGGUGGAAAGUGGGGCGAGACCAAGCGAUGAGCCAAGGGGAGCUCGUGUGGGGUGCAUUCUCCUUGAUGGUUUUGGGCGCUCUGGUCAGCAUGUGCAUGAAAUGCCAGCAGGCUGGGAAUAAACAGAAGGCAAGCUUCAAUAAUCAGAGGAAUCAAUGUGAGAGCCGGAGCAGAUUAGAAGUGCCACAAACCCACUCAACAUCACAACAAAAACUUGCGAGGAAGCCACCUCGUACGCCCAGGCCGAGUAAAACCAAUGAACAUCUUUCCGCUGCAAAUUACUGCGGCGCCUAUAAUGAGCCCAGAUAUCAGAACUGUGGAAAAGAGCCACAAAUGGAGCGAGAAGAGACUUACGUGGAGCCCAUCCCAGGAUAUUUCUAUUCCAACUGCCAACAGUCCGCAAGGCCAGCCAGCGAGGAGAAUUCCCACAUUUAUCAAAACUUGGCCCAGCCAGCCAGCACCAGCAACGGCGUCUCCAUCGACGUGGAUGUUUACGAGAACGCGGAGGAGAUCCAAACGUGGAAACACGCGAAGACGGAUGGUAAAAUGAGGCGCUUUGCUGCUGUAAUAAAUCCAGUGCAAGAAAAUCACUAUGAGGACGAGGGAGAACCAGAUUACAUCAAUGCAGCCAUAUCCAGCAGGUCUCCGGCCUAAGAACCUGUGAGAAGUGCUUCAAGAGCUCCAGGAGCACAUCCUCUCUCGGAAGCGAUUCCAACUUUUCCCGCUGCUGUGCAAUGCAGUGCUCUAGACCUCAGGAAGAGGGGGGUGCCUUCCAAAGACAGCCAACUGGAAAAGGCGAGUGUCUCUGGGAACACUUGCGCACUGCAUUUCGUCAAAUUGUAGCCUGCAAGUCUCAUUUCGCCAGUUCUAGUUUAUUUGUUCUGGUUAUUAGCCAUAGUAACACUGAUAUACCAUGUGCAAUAUUUUAAGUAGUUAAAUUAAAAGCAGUCCUACCACUC